Molecule: messenger RNA, 2289 nt
Organism: Clonostachys rhizophaga
Lineage: Eukaryota; Fungi; Ascomycota; Sordariomycetes; Hypocreales; Bionectriaceae
Source: the annotation of a GenBank genome assembly
AUGGAGCCCAUCUCUGUGGUUGCUGCGUCGGUAGCGCUCGCGGCCGGCAUCGUGAAGACGGUGGCCACUAUCGCAGAGAUAUCCGUCGACCUGCGCGACGCAUCUGACGAUUUACGCGACAUUUCCAAUGAGCUGGCCCUUUUCCAGGCCUUUAUUACCCCACUCACCACUGGGCUCUCCCGCUUCGGCGCCCAGUCCAACCCGAUGCUGGGCCCUCUCCUGGAGCAGAUCAACAGCGCUGUUACCGGUGCGAUGGCGGUAGUUGAGAAGAUUGAAUCGCUCUUGGUCAAGUACCGGGGGCGAUUGACACUCUGGCUGAAGCUGCGGUGGUCGCUUUUUGGGGUCGAUCAGAUUCGGAAGCUGAGAGAAUCACUCGAGUCGUACAAGGUCGCACUGGGCAUCGGCCUCCAUCUGAUGUCAAUGUUGAAUGACACCGAAGUGAUUCGUGAGGUGGCCGAGGUGGUCAAGAUCCUGCAGAAAGACGAGAUCCUCAGCCGUCUCGUUACACAAGCAUCGCCGACGGAAUCACAAACCAAGGUUGAACAGUGGCUAGAGAAGAUGGCCGACUACACGACAUGCGGUGAGACAGCCUAUCAGGCCACCAUUCUUGAUCCAGAUGAGGAGCCGGCAAGACCUGCGAUCACCAGCAAUCCUAUCCCGGAGCUACCUGCACUUUCAGUGAGUGCGAGCGACUCACUAUUCGACAAAAAGGAUCAAGAAGCGCCGGUAAGAUUCGAUAAAGAGCCAUCCGAGAGUUUUCAAAGUGCAGAGGGCAGUAUUGGGUUCAGCUCCCCGCUGAACAAUCCAUCGACGACACACCUGUCUACAGUCACCAGUUCAGAUCUCGCAAGUAUACAAAGCAACGAUGUAACCAGCAUUUCCCGUACGACACUCUUUUCUUCAUUCAACCUGGAUGUUCAAAGCCAAGCCGGCAUGAGCGAAUCUUCCAUUCUUACCUCGCCAGUCCCAGAGCCUUCCAUCGCGUCUCCAAGCCCUCAACCCCAAACAGAGCGAGAAAUCAGCCAACCCGAGCCACUGCCGGGCAAUAGCGCAGCCAAAAGGAUAAAUUGGCAGCCACUGGUCCCUAGUUUCAUUACCGAAUUGCAUUUCCAAAAUAUUCAGAACGCUACACAGUUAGACAUGGAUGCUAUCCAGGUGUCGGAGAGGAGGAGACAUGCAUUAUCCGGCAAACACCGAGAGCAAGUGGACGCAAUGCUUCUGCGCAAGCUUUACCAGAACCCAGGAUCUCUCAAAACAAAGAGACGACUGUUCUGUGAAACGCUGCUCCAGAAAGGGGCCUCCAUUGAGGGAUCAAACGAUACCUCGACCAACCCGCUCAACGAAUUAAUAGUUCAGCGAGACUGGGAGACGCUAUGUCUGUUGUUGAGAUAUGGCGCCGAUCCAAACGGGUGUACGCUCCUCGAUCCUCGCCAGCCGCUGGCCGUCGCUGCAUGCAACAGCGUAACCUGCAUGUGCGCUUUGAUUCUAGCCGGAGCAGACAUACAAGCCACGGAACGGAGCGAAGACGUCUGCAACCGGUUCUGUGGCUCGGGAAGGGAGAUAGAGGGUCGAAUCUACUGCGCACCGCUCCUCUCCGCCUUUGCGGCAGUACGCCAGAAGGGUCAUAUAAAUAUCAAACAGUUUUGGAUCACCCACUUUCUGCUGAAGAACGGAGCCAAUGUCAAUUUCGAGUCGUGCACUACUGUGAUGGAUUUCAUGGUCCAGAGAUGGCCUGUUGCUAGCCAGUAUCGAAUGACGCAGCAUUUCCUCAAACACGGCAUUAACAUGUCGAGCCCCGGCCCGAAAACCCAGCUCCAGGAAGCAUGUAUUGCGGGAGAGACACGUCUCGUCCAGUUGUUGAUUGAUCAUGGCAUCGCUAGGAAGAACCCCUUUCUUGGCGAAUCCCCAGAGACGGACCCGAUCAUCCUCGCCGCAGCUCACCAGAAUUGGAAUUGUGUUGACAUUAUAAUGAGCUCCGUCACCAGCGCGAUUCACUACUUCAAUUUGGUUCAGGUUUUCAUGCUGGAAAGCCCGCUGGACCUGUCAUGGGAUGUUUUUCGACGCACCGUAGGCAAAUUUCGUACAAGUUCACAUAUCGACCUUGCAGCACGACUGCUCUGGCAUUAUCCGCGCCAGGUCUCGGGUUCCAGUGAACACGAAGCCGUCGAGGAGAAUAUCACAGUCAUAGAGCUUGGAGAAAGAAUUGUCAAUGAGAAUAAUCGGGAUCGCUCACAGGUCCUUGAACUAUUGAGAGAGGCCGGUGUUAGAGCUGAGUUGGAGGGCAAUUGA